AUGCCCUCACCGCCGCUGCAUCUUCCUGACGCCCGGGCCAGGCAAAAUGUAGAGGGCAGCAAUACCCACUUUGCAGAUGUGGCGUUGUCACUCGACGGAGCCAAUUCAAGCACAGAGUAUUUUGAGAAAUUCGAUGGCAAGAAUGACCUUCUGGAGCAUGCUUCAGCCAGCCCCUCCACCAAACACCCAGCCAGACCGAGCCUGGUCCCAGGGAUCUCUUCCACGGCUCGCCGACCUUCAUUUAUAGACGAAGAGGAAGACCCCAUAGCGAGCGAGAAUGCCGCUCAUGGACAGCCAGACAGAUCCGACAAAGAUCGACCGGUGACAUGGAUGUCGUUGCCUAAGAAGGGACAAUUGGCCGUUCUGACCUUUGCUCGACUCUCCGAGCCAUUGACGGAACGGUCUCUUGCGGCAUACUUGUUCUACCAGCUUCGAUCGUUCGACCCAAAUCUUCCAGAUAGCACGAUCGCAAGUCAAGGUGGUAUGCUCACUGCUUCGUUUGCAGCCGCGCAGUUUGUGACAGCCGUCUGGUGGGGACGAGCGGCUGAUACGCCUUGGAUUGGUCGCAAACGAGUCUUGCUGGUAGGGUUGUUUGGUACUUGUGUCAGUUGUAUUGGCGUGGGCUUCUCAAAGUCCUUUGCCCAGGCACUGUUCUUCCGAGCAUGUGCUGGCUGUCUCAAUGGAAAUGUGGGCGUCAUGAGAACCAUGAUCAGCGAGAUUAUCAAAGAGAAAAAAUACCAGUCGAGGGCAUUCCUUCUUUUGCCCAUGUGUUUCAAUAUUGGUGUCGUUAUCGGCCCGAUCCUGGGUGGCUUCCUUGCAGACCCAAUAUCCUCGUUUCCUGCUGUCUUUGGACCAGAUUCUUUCAUUGGUGGCAAGGAUGGAGUCGGCUGGAUGACAGCCUUCCCCUACGCUCUCCCAAACGUGGUGAGCUCCAUGUUCAUCCUGGCCUCUGCUCUCCUCCUCGUGUUGGGUUUGGACGAAACCCAUGUCGCGUUGAAAGACCGGCCGGAUUAUGGCCGAAAGCUAGGCAAGUAUCUGGCCCGGGUCCUGUUCCGUCGUGGCAAGCAGGAAUAUGAAUACUCUGAAAUUGGCAAUCAAGUCGAGCUGCAGGAUAUCGAUGAAGACGAUCUGUCGCCGCAAGACAGAGACCCCGAGUCCUCAAGGGCUCCAGGCGCAACGCCCACGGGCACCAAACCGGCUUCCUGGAAACCAAAUCUAUCAUUCCGGCAAAUCUUCACAAAGAAUGUCGUCCUUACUCUGCUUGCCCACCACCUCCUGGCCAUGCAUGUGUCGGCUUUCAAUGCGUUGGUCUUCCUGUUCCUCCCAGCACCCCGGUCAGACAACACCCACGCAAGAUUGCCGUUUCUCUUCUCUGGUGGCCUCGGCCUCAGCUCUGACCGCGUCGGUCUUGCCACUGCCAUCAUUGGCAUCAUCGGGUUCCCUCUCCAGAUCCUCCUCUACCCAUCCCUCAACUCGAAACUGGGCACCUUGCCGAGCUACAGAUGGUUUCUUCCCUUUUCCGUCCUCGCAUAUCUCAUCAUGCCAUAUCUGGCCCUUAUCCCCAACAAAGCAUUCUUGGUUUGGCCCGCGCUCACGGUGGUGUUGGCUUUCCAAGUCAUAGCCCGCACCUUCGCUCUGCCUGGCUCGACAAUUCUUAUCAAUAAUUGUACACCGCACCCGAGCGUAUUAGGCACAAUUCAUGGGUUUGCGCAGAGUGUCUCUUCUGGGGCAAGGACUCUGGGACCUACCCUCGGAGGAUGGGGAUUGGGGAUGGGAUUGGGCGGAAACUGUGUGGGCGCCGUUUGGUGGGUUAUGGCGAGCAUUGCCGUCCUGAACUGGUCGUUGCUUUGGGUCAUUUCCGAGGGAGACGCAGGUGCAGCGGCCGCGGCGGCCAUGGGCGGUUGA
Fonsecaea nubica is the source of this 1905-nucleotide messenger RNA. RefSeq lists its product as hypothetical. Gene Ontology annotation, biological process: transmembrane transport. The transcript is spliced from 3 exons. Bases 1 to 1905 code for a protein of 634 amino acids. NCBI's taxonomy places the organism in Eukaryota, Fungi, Ascomycota, Eurotiomycetes, Chaetothyriales, Herpotrichiellaceae. Gene Ontology annotation, molecular function: transmembrane transporter activity. The record is from RefSeq and is a predicted model, not a curated record.